Messenger RNA from Lathyrus oleraceus (garden pea), 438 nucleotides. RefSeq lists its product as uncharacterized. Lineage: Eukaryota; Viridiplantae; Streptophyta; Magnoliopsida; Fabales; Fabaceae. The coding region runs from base 1 to 438 and encodes 145 amino acids. The transcript has a single exon. The record is from RefSeq and is a predicted model, not a curated record.
AUGGAUUGGCUUUCUGCCAAUUUGGUGUUUGUUGGAUGUGAAGAGAAGUUAAUCAUCAUUCCAUCUAGUGAAGCUACUCCAAAGGAUGUAUUAACUACUAUCUUGGAAGAUACGGUUGACAUGGUUAAUUUCUUGUUUGAGAAGGAAAAUUCAGUUUUCUUGGUUCUUACCAAGGAACCUAGAGACAAUCUGAAAGUUACACAAACUCCCAUCGUUUGUGAAUUUCCAAAAGUUUUCCCUGAGGAUGUCAUUUCUCUUCCUCUUGAAAGGGAAGCGAAAUUCUCUAUCGAUCUGAUACCUAGGACGACUCCAAUCUCUGUUUCUCUGUAUCAUAUGGAGCCACUUGAGUUUAGAGAGUUGAAGGAUCAAUUAGAAGAGUUGUUAACCAAGCAUUCAUCCCAUAUUGUGUCUCCCCAUGGGGAGCUCCAGUGUUACUAG